Messenger RNA from Saprolegnia parasitica CBS 223.65, 1082 nucleotides. RefSeq lists its product as hypothetical. Bases 1 to 1026 code for a protein of 341 amino acids. The record is from RefSeq and is a predicted model, not a curated record. The transcript has a single exon. Lineage: Eukaryota; Oomycota; Saprolegniomycetes; Saprolegniales; Saprolegniaceae.
AUGCAAAUCGUGUUUUCAAUUCUGAGCAUAGUGCUCUUCUGGGGCGACGUGUAUAUGACGAUGGAAGGACUGCAUGGCGUCCUCCACAACAAGCCCGUCUUGACGUACGACGUGCUCUCGGGUCUCGAGCGGCGCAAGCUCCUCAUGCUCUUCAUCACGCUCAACUCGAUGCCGUCCAUCUUGUACAUUGACGUCGCACGCAUCUACUAUGGCACCGAGUCAGGGCUCAAGGUGUGGGCGAUCGCCACGGUCUCGCUGAGCAUUCUCGCCGCGUUCUCGGGCUUUCUUCUCGUGACGCUGGUGCAGUACCUUCCGCCGCCUCGUUUUUUACGCCACCGCGUCGCGACGUUCUCCGCCCCCGUCUUUUUGUACGCGAGCAUUCUCAGCGUCGCGAUUGCAAUUAGUGACGAGAUGUUGACGCUCAACUUGAGCUUCAACAACGCGCCCGCGGGGCUCGCGUUCUUUGCGCGCGGCGUGUUUUGGCCGUCGGGGGCGUACACGCCCGACGGCGCGCCAGCUGCGAUCGGCCACUUGCUCCCCAUGAUGUGGCUGCCCGUGCUCGUGUCGCUCGUCGGCGCGAUUGUGUAUUCCAAGCUUAAGCGAAUUCUCGAAGGCCAUGUCGGCAUUGUCAACACCGAGUGGACGACCAAGAACACGUUUCUCAGCGCGACGACGGUGCCCCAUUGGAUCACGAGCAUGCCACUGGCGGCCCACCACGGCAUCAAGAUUGGCAACCGCACAUUUUGCAAACCUAGUACCCAAGUACUCUUUGGGUACGCCAGCGUCAUGCCUGUCGAGGCGAGCAAGAAGGUCCUCGUCGCGGGCUCUGUCGCUGCCGCCGAGCCCGACGCUGACUUGAUUAGCAUCUACGAUCUCGGGUGGACGCUGGUCUUUGGCGCUUGGUUGCCGUGGCACCCCAAGCGGUUCGGCACCAAUGUCAAAAAUAAGUUUCAAGCGCCCAGCGGUGACGCGCGCUUGCUGAAAACUCGACGGUAUAUCCAUACGCGUGGCGCCGCCAUCGAUUAGGCACAGCUUACACCAGCCAAGUUUCUUCAAUAAGUUUCUUCUGUACAGGUAUCAAC